Molecule: messenger RNA, 1014 nt
Organism: Stegostoma tigrinum
Lineage: Eukaryota; Metazoa; Chordata; Chondrichthyes; Orectolobiformes; Stegostomatidae
Exons: 5
Coding region: 1-1014 (337 amino acids)
Source: RefSeq, a predicted model, not a curated record
AUGCGCAAGAAUCAUGCAAGUUGUGUUCAUUCCCAGGCCAUGCAUAAUCAAGAUCCAAACUACCAAAGACUGAUGAAAAGAGAAAGAGAAGCACUUGAAAACAAAGGAAAAGGAAUUGUGAGGUGGCAUAGUGCUGUAUCUACCAAACUAGCCAAGCCUAUACUAUACAUUCCCGAAGAUGAAAUGUCCAGAGAAAGUAGCUCUGAAUGUAAUGAAUCAAAGAAAAAAAGCCUUAUGAAUAAAAUGCGAAAAACAGUAGGGAGAUUCAUAGCUCAUCACUACCAAAGCAAACAGUUAAAGAUUGUUGACAAGAGAAUUGAAAGAGAUUGUGCAAGAAGUCCUUUGAGAACUAGAAGCUUCCCACACUUUCCAGUAAAAUGUCAUCACAUUCUAAGAACCAGCAAGAUGCCUGACUCACCACUAGAGUUCCUGGAAAAACCAACAUCAAGUCAUGUACAGUGUAAUGAUUCACACUCAUACAGAUCUAGAGGUACCAAAGGAAAAGUCAAGCAAUUGGCAAAUAUUGAUGAAACAAAGAUAUUUUCAACAUUGGAAUCACAACCGCAGAAAACUGCGACUAUUCAUGUGGAUGUGGAUGUUUUGGAGGCAGAAACAGCGAGUAUUUUUGGCAACAACCUAGUUGUGACGUCACGUCGUAUGUCCCGCCGUGUGUCUGUUACAAGCCUCCCCACUGACAAGCAAAAGGCACCCCGCUCAAGGAAAAAGCAGUACUUAAAAAUAUUUAAAAAGAAAAAUAAAAGAAAGAAUGUGGAGCAAAGUAGGAGACAUUCCUUUCUGACUGUAGGAAAGCUUCAAGCUCAAGUGGAUGACUUAAUAGAAACAGUUUCAGAAAAGUCAAUGAAAUUACUUGCUCAAAGGCACGCAGAACUCCAGCAGUGUGAAUAUCUGGGAGAUGAAAUCCUACAGUCAUCCAAGAUGUUUCAGCGAGUUUCUAAGAAAAGCGCCCGGAAAUAUAAGUGGAAAAAGUGUUUCCUGUGUGGAUGCUGCUGCUAA